Molecule: messenger RNA, 4802 nt
Organism: Lytechinus pictus (painted urchin)
Lineage: Eukaryota; Metazoa; Echinodermata; Echinoidea; Temnopleuroida; Toxopneustidae
Product: serine/threonine-protein phosphatase PP2A catalytic subunit 3-like
Exons: 6
Coding region: 48-653 (201 amino acids)
Cellular component (GO): cytoplasm; nucleus
Molecular function (GO): protein serine/threonine phosphatase activity
Source: RefSeq, a predicted model, not a curated record
UAGCAUAUCUAUUUUCUCAGAAGAUUCUUGCCCCGGAUAAGUUUUUCAUGAUUCGUGGAAACCACGAGUUGAGACCUGUUCAGAAGAUGUUCCAUUUCGAAGCAGAAUGUACCCAGAAGUUUGGGGCUACCAUAGGUCAGCAGGUAUGGGAGGCAGUCAACUGUUGCUUUGAUGCCAUGCCUAUUGCUGCUGUUGUCGAUAAUAAGAUAUUUUGUACACACGGAGGAGUACCAAACUCUGAGGGCGGUGUUUGUACGUUAGCUGAAAUCAACAAGAUACCGGUCCCUCUGAAAGAUCCCGAGACAGAGAGUCAGCUGGCCUGGGAACUCAUGUGGAAUGAUCCUCUCAAGAGGGACUUCUUGGAUGAGGAUCAGAUGUCGGAGAUGAAAUCCAACAACGGCUUCAUCUUCAACAGUCGUCGCGGUACAGGUCACAUGUUCAGCUGUGAGGCUCUUGAGCGGUUCUUACAGGUCAACAAUCUUUCUCAUGUGAUACGAGCGCACGAAGUACAGCAGGCAGGGUUCCAGGUUCAACAGAAGGGCAAGUUACUGACCGUUUUCUCUUCGUCACAUUACUGCGGGGGAUCGAAUGAAGCAGCAUGCAUCCUGGCUGAUAGGCAGAAAUUAAGAACGAUAAGACUCGAUACAUCAUGAGACAUUCCAUUGACUAUGUGAAAUCAGAAAAAUUGAUGACGAUCCCUCAUGAUGUCGGAUUGAAAUGCAUGGUGCUUCAAACAUGAUUUGAUUUCUAUUCUGAUGAAGUCAUGCAAAGAAAGAGUAAGGGCUUGAUACCCAAUGGGAGACACAAAUUGAAAUGUUUCAUGGUUCUUUGUUCUAAGGCCAUGUUUCAUUGUCUCUGAAACUGGAUUCUUUUCUCAGGAUGCAAGCAAUUGAGCCUGAUGAGUGCAAAUAUUGACAGCCAGAGUUUGUAAUUAAGGUAUAGAAAUGAUACAAUGUCAUCUUGGCAUGCAAUCUGGGUUUACUAGUUGUGAAUAUGAAGCUCUAUUGCGAGGUUACACCUGAAUGUUUUCAAGAUGGGUGUUGGAAGUCUUGCGCCCAAUGAGCACAAAUUUUGAUAGCCAGACGUUAGAAGGUACAAAUAUUAUGACAUUGUUACCUGUUGUCUUGGUUACUUAUUCAGAAAAGGAAGCUCUAGUGUAGGAUUUAAUAUGAAUAUUCUCAAGAGGGGUGCUAAAUUCUAGGGAUAUUCAUUGGUUUGAUCAUGGUGCAAUAUUGCUUGAAACCAUUAGUUUUGACAGCAUGAACCACAUACUGUUGAAAUUUAAAUUUUGAUGCUGUUUUGAGAGCAUUGGGUGAUUUUAUUUGUUGGUACUGGUGUUGGUGUUAAAAACACAAUUUAGAUUGUCUUUCAUCGCUCCAAAACAUACUUUUGAGUUUACAGAAAUGAGCAAAUAACAUUAUUGACAGCUCAAGACUUCACAAGGUUCAUUCCAGUACAAACUUCGUUUUCAAUUUUGUGCUAUUCUGACCUAAAAACUGACAAAACACCAAGACUUGGAGGUCAACACCGGAUUCGAAAUCAUCCUCAAGGAAAAGUUCUAUUACAUUUGGCCUAGAUAGGAUUUGAUAUUUACCUUGUUAACACCCUUGGGGUAAAGCUGAGGAACUUUACUUGUGACUUAUAAUUGCCAAAUACAUUUAAACGCCUUUUCUAGGUAAUAUUAAUUUUUUUCAGUAACUCCAUUUCCUCUCCCUUUAGUAAAAUUCAAGUUCUGCCACCGUAUUUUACAUGUAUGGUCAGUCUUUGAUAUUGGAUGGAAAGAUUUUUAAGCUUGAUGAUAAGCUUUAAAGACAUGAAUUAGGUUUGGAAUGUCUUCAUUUAUAAGAGAAUCUUGACAUUUUAGAUAAUCCUCACAUUCUUUUUUGAAAUCCUAAGAAUGAUUUUAAAAAAUGCAUGCUUUCUAUGUUUCUUUAAAAGAUUUUAUAUAACUAUAACACUGAUGGGGUUCAAAUUUUGAUUGUUUUUGUUUUUACAAACAAAAAUGAUGUGCAAUAUUCCUUAAACUAUUGUUUGUUCUUAGUUAACAUAAUAUUUGAAUACACUCUAUGAGUUAUAUUAUUUAUGUGUAAAUAUUUCAUGUUUGUUAAUCAAAGGAACUAUUUUCUUAUUAAGCCAAAGUGAUUGUUCUUUUACUGUGCAUAAAGUAUAUAUGCUUUGGUCUUGGUACCAUUCAUUUCAUCAAAUUAUUUUUUUUAUGGGGAAACAUGUUUCCAUUAUUUUAUCUGGAACAAGUAGUUUGCUGAAAUAAUACCUUGAGAAUCAAAGGCUUGAGUGUGUGAUAUGAUUAGAGAGUUUCAUCUAGGUAAAUCAAAUAUCUGAAAUCCCUCUGUGAUGUUGAAUUUUGUAAAGCAAGUGAUGAAAAGAAUCUCUAGAAAUAACAAUGCCUCUUUAGUACUGACUUGAAAUCCACAAUAAACAAUUGUGAUUUGAUGUGUGAACUGAUGCCUUUCCGGGUACUCUCAUGAAAGUGGAGAGUAGAACUUGGCAAAAUAUUGCCCUCAUUUUCUUCACUAGUUGUCUAUAGGGAAACCUGGAAGAGGGCAAUAUGACAGAUAUUGCCUGCUCUCGCUUUGGAGUCAAGGCAAAAUAUGACCUUUUAUUUUGCAGCUAAAAUGUCUUGUAUAGGUAGUAAUUAUAAUUUGUUUUGUUACUUUUAUCUCAUAAUGACUUGUUUAAAGAUGUACAAAGUUUUUGAUACUGUUUAUACUGAAAUGAUGAUAUGUACAUUUGUGAACAAAUGAUUAGUGAAUGCCUUUUUAGUGCAAAUGAGUUGGGUUACCUGCAACCAAUGCAUUGACUAGAGUUUUGUUUCAAUCAGAAACGAUUAAUUUCGUUUUAAUUUUAACUUAAUUACCCAGGGUAGCUACUUCAGUUGUAAGCUGUUCUCCCAGUGGGUCCUGCAUGAUAUAAUAUCUUGUUAUACAGCGUACAGUCUUUAUAUUAUAAAUGUUCGCAGACAUAAAUGCAUAAAACUGCUUGGUCUAUAAGACCGUUUUGUCUAAAAAAUUUGGGAAUUCACUUUAUCAUAUAAUGAAUAGAUAAUUUUUCUAGUUAGUCACAUUGCAUGCUACAGUACACAUCCUAUUUGAAAGAUCCCCCCUCCCCCCAAAAAAAAGAGAGAUAACCAACAUGAACAAAAUAUAAUGGAAUCCACAUUAAAGAUCAUCAAGAACCUGACAAAAAUUUACACUAAAUUAGUAAUUUUAAAACUACAUCGACCAAGGAAAUGUAAAAAUGUGAAAUGAUUGUUUACUAUUAAUGUACUUUUAUUUUAGAAUGGAUAUGGGGGGGGGGGGUUAGUGGAGACAACUUGUUGAACAGUGAUAUGUAUAAGAAAUUUAUCAGUAUUACUUAAAGAGUCUUUUUCAAUUAUGAUGCACAAGUGCACUUGUAUUACUUUGUAAUUUGAAAUGCUAGCAGAUGCACAAAAUAAUUAUGCUUUUAUAUAAUGCUGUGCCUUGUUACUUAUAUACUCUGACUCUUAAAUAUUUAAGCCAAUCUAGAGUAGUCGCAAUGAGCAAUAAUAUAGUCUUGAAAAUCCAGGUGGAAAAUUAGUAUUGUAUCAUGGAUUGAAUUCUGACAUAGUAUGUGCAAGGCAAACAUUGUGAAAUAAUGAAAUUAGUUGAAAUCUGAUUACCAGUAUGCUGAAAAUGCAAUUCAUCUUUCUACCAUUUGAACACAAUGCCUUGCUUAUUUUGUUGCUUACUGAACAAUUGCUAAUUUUAUAACAAAUCACAUUGGCACAGUUACUUGUUUAUUCAUACAUAUAUACAAAUACUUCAUGUUUACUUUGUUGGCAUCUGUUGGAAUUUAUUUUUAUGAUAGUGACAAUUAUUGUUUACCUUUGAGAAUGGUGCUUUCCUUUUUAGACUCUUAGACCCGGUUCUCAUUACUCUUUCUAAAACUCAUUUGCUGGAAACCGGUUCAAAUAACCAGUUUAGAAAAUCGCUUUGCUAGCGUUUCCAUUUGAUCACCCGAAAGUGGUUUUCAAAAUCACUUCACGUAAAGCGGUCUUGUUGCUACGGGAACGCUCUCAGUGGGGUGACACGUUUCAUGCGAAAUUUGAAAAUGCAGCGUAGGCAUUCUACACACAGUGUGUGGAGUAGCGCGCUCAAAAUGUGCGAAGAUCGCUUCCCGAAGAACUUUUGUGUCCUCGUUUACGCUAAAACUGGUGGAUUAACGAGGCAAAGCGAUCUUCAAAACUACAUUGCGAGGUGGUUUUCCGAAUCGGUUUGGAAGAUCGCUUCCAAGACCGCUUUGACCGAUCUCAUAACACUUUUAACUAGUUUCCAGUAAACUAGUUUUAGGAUGGUAAUGAGAAUGGUGUCUUACUCCUGACACAUGUCUCUAUAUUUUAUUCCAUUGAUGUGUGUAUUACCAUUUUACUGCAUUAGCAUAUCAUUUGUCAAAGCAAACUUUUUGAAAACUGUUCUUAUCCAAAAGGUGCACAUAUACUUACUAUAACUACAGUGUUUAGAUGUGAGUGUUCUAUAUGUGUGUGCAUUUUAAAAAAAGAAAUAUAUUUAACAGAAUUUACCUUGGUUUUGAAAAUUUACAUAAUUAUAUUUUAACUUAAAUGCUUUUUUAAAAGACAGGUUCAUGAGUUCUUAUCUUAUUUUUUUUCACUUCAAAGAAACACCAUUGAUUGGACAUUAACAAAAAAACUAUCUGAUUCCAAUGAAUUAUUAUACAAUUAUUGUGAUAGCUUUGGUAUGAAUUUUUAGUUGAAAUUGAAAAGCAAGUAAAUUUGAAUACAAGUGAGAUUUUUACCAAUCACCAAU